UAGACCAAUGCGUCUCGGGGUGAACCUGCCGUGGCUGCGGCGAUGGGACCAGCUCGGAGAAAUGUCAGACUGUGCAGGAAUUUAGCCUGAACUCCAUCCAGUCUCACAGGGCGGGACGGUGUCGCACGGCUGCCGCGGACUAUGUGACGUUAGGCGUCGGUCUCGCCCCGAGGCGUCAUGCUUUUAUUUCAUCCAACAUUGAAGAAUGGAUCCGGCGAAGCGCAGGGCGCUGAAGUUGAGACGGCGGUGUGCUCUGGAUGUUGCGGCGGCAGUGGAAAUGCUGCCUCUCUGUGUGGGACGGUGAAAUAAAUAAUGAGCAGCCAGAAGGUUGGGAGAUAAAAGGGAAUAAUACCUGAGUGACAGAAGAAGUGUGUGAGGCUGAACACACUGGAGACACUUUGUGCUGAACUGUUGUAGAGACCUCCCGCCGCUCUUGUGGAUUGUGUUGCUGUUUAAUGCGAUGGGCUGCAUCCAGAGUAUCAGGUGUAAGCCCAAGAGUUUCCGAGACAGUGUCAUCGUCCUGGAGGUGAACACCUCCAUCGAUUCCAACCCCACCAGCAUCGACGAGUCCAACGGCGUGGUGCUCCGCUACCGGACGCCGCACUUCCGCGCUCAUGCCCAAGUCCUGGUGCCGCCGGUGCCCUGCCAGGAGACGUGGACCAUCGGCUGGAUCCAAGCCUGCAACCACAUGGAGUUCUUCAAUACUUAUGGAAACAAGGGGAUGUCCAGUUGGGAGCUUCCUGACCUGCGCGACGGCAAGAUCCAGGCCAUCAGCGACUCGGACGGUGUUAACUACCCAUGGUACGGAAAUACCACAGAGACCUGCACUGUCGUAGGUCCCACCAAGAGGGACAGCAAGUUCACUGUUAGUAUGAAUGACAAUUUCUACCCCAGCGUGACCUGGAGUGUGCCAGUCAGUGACAGCAACGUGCCUCAGCUUAGCAGCAUCCACCGCGACCAGAGCUUUACCACCUGGCUGGUGGCCAUCAACCAGGCCACCUCAGAGACCAUAGUCCUCCAGACCAUUCACUGGCGGAUGAGGCUCAAUAUUAAGGUGGACCCAGACAAGCCUCUGGGUCAGCGGGCCGUUCUGAAUGAGCCCGUGAUCCAAGAACCGCCCCAGAUUCUGGGAAAGAACGAGCCCAUCCCUAUUAACGCCAUGGUCAAGCCCAACGCCAAUGACGCCCAGGUGCUCAUGUGGCGGCCAAAGAUUGGUGACCCCGUGGUGGUCAUCCCACCUAAAUACUGACCUGUGCACUGACCAGGUUGGCCUUCAGCAGUAUCAUUUCAUAUCUGUUCUCGUUCUUUUUGAGCACACCUACUCUCCCUUUAGAUCUUUUUCGACUUCAGCGUCCGGAUGUUUUGCCUCUACUUUCCUCUCCGAAAACGAGCAGAGACUAAGCUGUGAGGAAAAGAAAAAACAAAGACCAGCAAAUGCUGUGAGGGCGGAGUCUGUGUUGAACAUAGUUUUAAAACUGGAGUGAACUAACUGCAACCAUUCUACCUUCAAACUGAGUUGGGACUCACUGUGCUAAAGGAGAAACAGGAGUAAUCCUUCGAUUUAUAUUUUAUAUUUUAUAUUGUGGCUUCCAGGCCAAGUGAUGCAAAGAGUCCGAAUACAUGUAGUAUUUCCAUGUCUGCUCUCAUGCUACAUGCACUACAAAGAUAUGCAUGGACGCUGGAUGUAAGCAUCAGUGAUUACAUCACUCUCGUCAUAAUCCUCACAUGGAAAAUAAUAUUAGGGAAAUUGUUUUUUUCUUUCUUUUUUUUAAAAAAAACAAACAAACAUGCAAAACAUCAAAUCCAUGCUGCCUUAAGUUUACAUUGCUUUCCACUGGAAAAAAAUAUUGAGCCUUAAACAAAGUGCAAUGCAGUGUUGUGUUAAUUUGUUGCAUCUGGUUCAGACCUUUUGGUGCUGGAACGUGUGGGUUCAGAGCAGUGAGCGACAGCACGGAGGAGACGUGUCUGACAUUUGUGUGUUUAGCUUCAGUGUUUUCCCUGACGGAUGUUUGUCCGACAUAUUCAUACAACCAGCAUCACGUGAGGAACAACCAGGAGAACUCGUUGUGUUUCGUGUGUAUUAUGCAAAAGAGAAGCUGCUCCGUGCAGGGGAGAGCGUGAGCACUGCAUUUCAAACUGUACGGUUUGUGCAAUAAGAGCAUAAGCAGCAGAAGUGAGUGAAGAGCCAACCUCACUGAACCUCGUCUCCGUCACCUGUCCCCUGGUUUAGUGGCAGCUGCUAGAACAUUCACCAACGCUCCAUCUCAGGGUCCUCCUCCACUUGUAAUCUUUCUGUCUUGUUGUCUCGUGUCCACUGUCCACUGACCGCGGACUGUUUGUUUCUGUGCAGUGCUCCGAUAAAAAAAAAAAAA
Cynoglossus semilaevis (tongue sole) is the source of this 2372-nucleotide messenger RNA. It is a transcript of the gene fam78ab, whose product is annotated as family with sequence similarity 78 member Ab. NCBI's taxonomy places the organism in Eukaryota, Metazoa, Chordata, Actinopteri, Pleuronectiformes, Cynoglossidae. Bases 461 to 1249 code for a protein of 262 amino acids. The transcript is spliced from 3 exons. The record is from RefSeq and is a predicted model, not a curated record.